This is a messenger RNA of Durotheca rogersii, 1528 nucleotides long. Its product is annotated as carbohydrate-binding module family 1 protein. NCBI's taxonomy places the organism in Eukaryota, Fungi, Ascomycota, Sordariomycetes, Xylariales, Xylariaceae. The record is from RefSeq and is a predicted model, not a curated record. Gene Ontology annotation, biological process: carbohydrate metabolic process. Gene Ontology annotation, molecular function: cellulose binding. The transcript is spliced from 5 exons. Gene Ontology annotation, cellular component: extracellular region. Bases 524 to 1276 code for a protein of 250 amino acids.
AGCGUCUUUGAGUAAACUGGUCAUAAGUCGGGAACGAGGAGAGUGACGUGCAAACUUCACAUGAUCCUGGGAACACUUAAUCAUGAAACAUGCCUCCAUAGCAUAACUGGUUCUCUGAUCGUAUGUCCAGGCAUGGCCAUCGGAGGAGGCGAAGAUUCGAAUCCGGCCCGGCGUUCCAUCGCAACUCCGCCGAUUUCCCACUCGCGAACGAGACCCGGUCCCUAGUUUGGGGUAGCAAACAAUUUUCAGCUUCUGGAGAUCCGUUCCUACUUCCCCGAAGCUCACCGGGAUCUGGGUCCACCGGCCAGACCGGGGCUGAGAUCGGUCGCCUUUCCAGUGCAGAGCAGCGCGGUUGAUGCUGAAUUCGGAGCGGGCACAGAAGAGCCGUUCGAAUGUGGGCUAUGGGGCGCGGGACUCGUGUAAAUAGGUAUAUAAAAGCCUCUGGCUGCCCCGAGGCGAUGUCUAUGUGCGCGACUUGGGUAUCUUGUCCCCAUCAGUCAUAAACUCGUCGCACUUGACCUAGAUGCUUACGAUGCAUGCUCAUGCGGUAUUGAUACCCUCAGGCCUGCUCCUCGGCACCGCGGCCGCCCAACAGCCCGCCUACGCGCAAUGUGGCGGCGUCGGGUAUACAGGUCAGACUGACUGCGUGGCAGGAUACGCUUGCCAGAUCGUCAACGAUUAUUACCACCAGUGCCUCCCGGGGCAAGCCACGACACAGCCGACACGCGCUCCAACUGCCACGAUCACGACGACGGGGACGGCCAGCGUGACGGAGACGACAGGCGGCGGUGACCCGUCGUAUCCCACGACCUUAGAGUCGGGAUACUACUGGGUGCGCGCAGUCGCGAGUCCCAACUUCCACUCGUACCUGCAGGCAGCGCCGACAGCGACGCCGUCGCCGGGGCCGGGGAACGCACACCUCCUCGCGGCGGCGCGGGCGGGCCAAUUCGACCUCGUCGACGGACAGCUGGCGUACUACGUGCCGGGGGCGGCGGCGACGCUGUACAUGCACAUCGAGAACCCGGCCGAUAAGACGCAGCGGGCGCUGGCGACGUGGUUUGACGGGGCGCCGAACAGCUACGGCGCCUUCGCGUUCCAGGGAGACACGCUCACGUGGUCGGUGGCCGACAUUACGCGCCCGAACGCGGCGGCGUGGUUCGUCUGCGGCGACGAGAAGAGGCUGUAUGUCAACACGGGCGCGUACGCAUACGAUACGCCGGCGGGGUGCGCAGAUCAGACGAUACACUCCUACGGUGGUUCGACGGCGGAUAUUUGAGGCGCAAAUAAGGGGCUCGACAUCCAACAGGGGAUCGAAUGCGCCCGAAUGCAUAUCGACUGGGGAGAAACAGAGCGUAAGAGGACCGGAAUAGGGCAGAUUCGGAAUUCCAUCACAUUAGGUAUAUCUGUCUCCUUACCCACGGUGCACUGCAGCAGAAGAGAAUCGACGUAUAACACCCACUCCCAAUGGGGACUCGACGAAAUCUAGAAAGCUCGUUCUACUCGUAUAUAACCCGGGCGCGGAUUUUUU